Messenger RNA from Prosopis cineraria, 2376 nucleotides. RefSeq lists its product as uncharacterized. The record is from RefSeq and is a predicted model, not a curated record. Lineage: Eukaryota; Viridiplantae; Streptophyta; Magnoliopsida; Fabales; Fabaceae. The transcript has 3 exons. The coding region runs from base 132 to 482 and encodes 116 amino acids.
GUGAAGAGGAAACAAGCCAGAAGCAGCGUGACGCAUCAACCAAUAAAUAUCGUAUUACUAUAUAAGAUAUCCAUACCCAUUCUCUUUCUUCUUCUUCUUGUGCUCUUCGUCACAAUCCACAACAUUAAUUUAUGGCUCUUCAGUGUGCUUCAUCUCAAAUCCUAAUUCGCAAAUCUGGAUCGUUUCUCAAGUUUGCAAACAGAGAUUACAUGUCCCCACGAACUCGUUUGCCUCUCAGACUCGGAAAGGCCCCUCCAUUCAUACUCACAACCUCAGCUUCCAUCGACAAGGUGUACGAGAAUGAAUCGGAGGGAAUAGUUUGCUACAAAGACGAGAGUACUGGAGAGAUUAUUUGCGAAGGAUACGAUGAAGGGCCUCGGCUUCAACGAAUUCCAGCACCAACCUUUCCUCCAAGAGAUGCUGAGAUCAUGAAUCUUCUGCUUCAACAAAGUUUGCUUCAGAUCGUAAAAGGCAAAAAAUGAACCUCUCGCUUCAACGUCUUUGCCUUCAUCAACACUUCAACUUCGAUGGUACUGAAAUCUGACCCAACCAGCUGAACCAACAACCAUAUAAAUCCUUAUCACUUAACAAAACAAGCUGUGAGUGUGUUGUGAACGUGUGUGUGUUUAUGUAUAAACAAACUAAAGUACACCAAUCACAAGACAGCGCGCACUUGUAAGUUCAAUGGAGCUGAUAAACAAAUUUAAAUGCUUUUUAGGGCAAUAGUUUGUUUGUGAUCCAAGCACAUCUUUUUUAUUGCUAGUGAUUUUUUUUUUCACUUUAAAAUGACAAUUAAAGUUGAGAGUAAGAACUGAGUUUGAAAGGUUAAACUUAAAAGCCUUUUUUGAAUUAAAGUUUGAGCUUGAAAAAUAAAUUUUUUUAAGAUAAUUGAAUUUUUGGGCUUGAGCAGCCCUCCAAACUCGGUUCUAUUUUUUAAUCCAUUGUAUCUUGAAAUGUAUCAUUUGGCAAAUGAAAAAAAAAAAACCCUAAGUAUUCAUCAAUUCUAAGUUCUCUCACUUUUAUUGUCUCUCGACUCAAGUUGUCUCUCUUGCCCUCUCCUUUCCUGUAGCUGUCUCGCCUAUCCCUCUUGCUGUUGUGCUCACAUUUUGACUCUCUGCGUCUCUCGACUUGGUAUUUCCCUCUUUUUGCCGCUCAAUCUUGCAAUCUUCUCUUCUUGCCUUUGCUUGGUGUCUCUCUCUCAUCGUUCUCUUGUUUUGGCCUUUUGACUUUCUUACUCUUAGAUAAUUUCUCUUCUGGCAUAGACCUUUUUUUUUUAGGCUAUAGAUGUUCAAUAUUUCAAUUUGAUGCUCACUCUAAGGAACUCAUUUUAAUUUGAAAAGUCUAAUUCCUUAUCUUAUUCUAUGAGAAUUAUAUCGGUAUACCUCGUGUAUUUUGUUUUUGGAAUUUUGUUGUAAAUUUUAAUGACAUCAACUAACAUGUAUUAAGACUUUUAAAUCUUUUAUUUAUUUUUUAAAUAAUGUGAGACAUUAAUUUAGUUGAAUUUAUCAUUAUUUGUAAUCUUUUGAGUAUAGUUUAGGAACAAAUAUGAUUCUUAACCUUUUAAUUAAACUUGUAUACAAAAAGCCUUCCAAUCAAUAUUUUAAUUUUUAUCAAUCUAGUAUCUUACACAACAAUCUGUUCUUUUAUUUUUUUUUAAAUGUUUGAAUCUAUUUUUUCUUACACAAAUUAUUACAUUUUUUUAUUAUGGUUGGCAUUAAUAUCAUGUUAUCUAAAGCAACAAAUUUUGACAAUGUUGUCUUCUUUUUAAGUAAUGAAGACCAAGCCAAUGGUUGAGAGCAAACUUAAGAAACUAAAUUAAUAAAAAUUAAAUUUAAAAGAUCAAAGUUAAUAAUUGAGAUAAAUUUGAGUGACCAAAAGUUUUAUUUUUUUUUUAUUUUUCACCAUUUAUUUAUUUUUUCUUUGAAUCAAAUUUUUUAGGAGGGAGACUGACAUUGAAAUUAUGAGAUUUUGAAUUUGGACCUCACCAUUUCAUUUUCCUCUGAUUAAUUGAUAGGAAACUUUUUAUAAUUAGAGUCAGUUUAUAAAACAUACGUAGUUAAAGUAAUUAUGACUAUAUUUUUUUUAAACAUAUUUUUAUUCUUCACAAUUAACUUGCUUUACUUAUCUUUUAUACAUUACUUACAUCAACAUUGUUCAAUCACACUUGCACAAGGAGCAGCAUCAUUCAUAGUCCAAAUCUUCCAAAUUUUGUUGGUGAAUUAAAAUAUUAAAGUCUUGUAUUUAUAUUGAAUAAUCUUGAGUAAACAUUUUUUAUUUUUAAAAUGUUUAAUUAAAACAUGUAUUUAAAUUUUUGAUGAUAAUAUAACAAAUCUGUGAUUUAAUUGAGAAAUCAUACAACUUUUUAUAUCAUAUAUU